Chelmon rostratus (copperband butterflyfish) is the source of this 1381-nucleotide messenger RNA. RefSeq names its product elaC ribonuclease Z 1 (gene elac1). Gene Ontology annotation, molecular function: 3'-tRNA processing endoribonuclease activity. The coding region runs from base 137 to 1243 and encodes 368 amino acids. The record is from RefSeq and is a predicted model, not a curated record. The transcript has 5 exons. Lineage: Eukaryota; Metazoa; Chordata; Actinopteri; Chaetodontiformes; Chaetodontidae. Gene Ontology annotation, cellular component: nucleus.
UCCAACUUGGCCUGAACGCCCCACCACCGUCGCUCGUGUUGCGUCAUCAGCGUGUGCCUGUUUACAGUGAGCAUGGCGCACUGUUUCAGUGGUGGUCAGGACUUUGUGGACCGGUGUUCUUGCUAACUCUGGGAGGAUGAGCAUGGAUGUGACUUUCCUCGGGACCGGCUCGGCCUACCCGUCUCCUCACCGCGGUGCCUCGGCUCUGGUGCUGCGGACAGAAGGCGAGUGUUGGCUGUUUGACUGCGGGGAAGGAACCCAGACCCAACUGAUGAAGAGCCAACUCAGAGCCGGUCGAAUCACCAAGGUUUUCAUCUCUCACUUGCAUGGAGAUCACCUGUUUGGUCUGCCUGGUCUGCUUUGCACCGUGAGCAUGAACGCCAACCCCGACCCUCAGCAGAGCCUGAACCAGGUGGACAUCUACGGACCCCGAGGCCUCCGGCACUUUCUCAGGGUGACGCUUGGCCUCACGGGCUCACAGCUGCUCUUCCCUUAUGCAGUACACGAGCUGGAGCCCACAGCUGACCAGAGUCCAGAGGAGGGACAGCUCAGCCUGGAGAUGACGGCGGAGCACGGCCCUCUGCACCCACAGGAGCAGCCGGGCAGGACGAUCUCCCUGGACGCCUCCAGCGAGUCUUACCUCCUCUUUGAAGACAAGAAGUUCGUGGUCAAAGCCUUCAGGCUGUUUCACCGCAUCCCCUCCUUUGGGUUUUGCAUUCAAGAGCGUGAUCUACCCGGAAGACUGAAGACUGAACUCCUCAAGGAAAUAGGCCUGAAACCAGGGCCGCUUUAUGGCCGGCUGAAAUCUGGACAGCCUGUAACUCUGGAGAGCGGGCGUGUGGUUCUGCCCAGUGAGGUGCUGGAAGAAGCCAUUCCUGGGAGGAAAGUCUGCAUUUUUGGGGACUGUAGCUCAGUUCUUGGGGAAGGACCGCUGAGGCUGUGCGGCGGAGCGGACGUUCUGAUUCACGAGGCCACCCUUGGGAACGAGCACCAAGAGAAAGCGCUGGACCACGGACACAGCACACCUGACAUGGCGGCGGCGGUGGCUCGGGCCUGCUGCGCUCGGAGGCUGGUGCUGUACCACUUCAGUCAGAGGUACAAACCCUGCUCCCUGCAGAAGGACGGGGACCAGGAUGACGUCUCAGAGCUCAAGAGACAGGCAGAAGAUGCUCUGCAGGACAGUGGUGUAGAAGUGACUCUAGCUGAGGAUUUUCUGACUCUGCCCAUUCCUCUCAGAAGAUGAAGGUAAUGAACCACUGGUCCAGCUUUUAUAUUGCCUGUAGUAGAUCUAACUGAAUCUGUCGGCGCCCUUAUAUGGUGUAAAUUGAAGUUACUUUAAAAAAAAAAAAAAGGUAGUUAACUUCUCAGCCAUUACAAACAU